CCGGAAAAACAUUCAAGCACGUGUUCAAGGGCAUCUAACUCAUCAUUUUUCGCCAAAAAGUAGUAAACAAAAAUGUUUUUAACAUUUCUAAACUUUGCCAGUCGUCAAGGUGGUGCAGAUAUUCAAUGGAAACGACAUAUGUAUAAAAGAAUAGCAUGGAGUUACUAUGGUAGAAAAAGAAACUGUUUCAGACUAUCAAUUCGUACAGUUGAAAGAGCUCUUAGAUAUUCAACAAAUUCUGGAAAACCAAAGAGAGAAUUCUAUAAUAACAUUGUAAAGAUACGACUAGAAGCAGCAUGUUGGGAACAUGGUGUUCUUUAUGAUGAAUUUUUGAAAACGCUAGAUGAAUCCUCAAUUCAGUUGAACAGAACCACUUUACAACAUUUAGCCAUUUAUGAACCUAGAACAUUUCAGAGUUUAUGUGAUUUUACUGUAAAGAGACAAGGUGAACUAGGAUUAAAGGCUGCCACUGCAACAACUCCAUCAGGUGUUCUAACUAGGGGGAUGCUAUAAACUUAACAUUGAUCAGAUUUUAUCUUGUAAUAAAGCUAUAUUGCUAUAGUUAAAUAAUUGUGCCAUGUGAAGGAAGAGUAUUGAGUUUGUGUGGGAAUGAUCAUUAAAGAAACUAAAUAUUCUUACCAAAUAGUUUGUACUAAUCAUAAUCAAAAGAGUAUUGAACUUCAAAAAGAGGUUGGACAGACAUUUUGAGGAACAGUCAUAAGUGGUGUAUUAUUUACAUAAGAAAAUAUGAUCUUUUCAUCCUGUGAAAGAAAAUAUUAGAUAUCGUGUGUUUAUAAAUUGUUUAAUUUGUAGACUUUUUGAAUGUUUAGAAAUUGUUUCAUUUUUGUAGAUACAAAAUAUUAAAAUCAGUUUUUUCUAUA
Messenger RNA from Patella vulgata (common limpet), 881 nucleotides. RefSeq names its product 50S ribosomal protein L20. Bases 73 to 513 code for a protein of 146 amino acids. Gene Ontology annotation, molecular function: rRNA binding; structural constituent of ribosome. Lineage: Eukaryota; Metazoa; Mollusca; Gastropoda; Patellidae. The record is from RefSeq and is a predicted model, not a curated record. Gene Ontology annotation, cellular component: ribosome. The transcript has 5 exons. Gene Ontology annotation, biological process: translation; ribosomal large subunit assembly.